Molecule: messenger RNA, 444 nt
Organism: Dictyostelium discoideum AX4
Lineage: Eukaryota; Evosea; Eumycetozoa; Dictyosteliales; Dictyosteliaceae
Exons: 3
Coding region: 1-444 (147 amino acids)
Source: RefSeq, a predicted model, not a curated record
AUGAAAAAUAAAAUCAAAGAAUUAAUGAAUCAAUUAAAAAAUGUAAAUAUUGUAAAUAAUAGUGAACAAGUUAAAGAAUCAAUUAAAGAAAUAUUUGAAAUUAGCGAUUCUCUCUCUAUUGCAAUUGUAAAGGAUCCAAAAAGACUGCAGGAAUGUUAUAUUUAUAAAGAUGAUUCUAUCGUUCCAAACGGUACUACUUAUGUAGCGAUUGCACCAAGUGUUAAAACAAUUAAAAUAGGUUCAAUUCCAACAUCGGUUCAAUAUUUGCUAUUACUUGAUGGAUUCAAUGUUCAACUAAAAGAAGAUGGAUUUAACAAAAAAACUUGUAACAACUGGUGGUCGGUAUCAUCAGUGUUAAUUUUUCCUAAUGAUUUCUUUAUUGUGUUGGUUAUUGCUGCUGAAGUUAUUGGUGUUGCAAUGUUGGGUGAUGGUGGUGUCGAAUGA